AUGUGCAGUAUGCUGGUUAAAAUGAAUGACUUCACUACAGAUAUAAGACACUGGCAUUCGCUGUGCACUAUUAAAGAAAAAAAGGAGUGGGUGGGAAGAGAAGGGAGGGGAGGCACGCCUAGCUCCGGCGGGCCUGGUUCCUGGGACACCAUAUCGGACUCUGAGGAGGAGAGUGAGGACCAGCAACUGAGAAUCGUUGUGCUGCGGGGCGGCACCUCAGGGCAGACCUCCUUAGCUACGUGUUUUGCUCAAGAAACUUUUGGGAAACAGUAAACUAUAGGACUGGAUUUCUUUUUGAGAAGAAUAACGUUGCCAGGAAACUUGAAUGUUACUCUUCAAGUUUGGGACAUAGGAGGGCAGACAAUGGGAGGCAAGCUGUUGGAUAAAUGGAUGUAUGGAGCACAGGUAAUCCUCUUGGUACAUGAUAUUACAAAUUAUCAAAGCUUUGAGAAUUUAGAAGAUUGGUAUUCUGUGGUGAAGAACGUGAGGGAGGAAUCAGAAACUCAGCCACUGGCUGCCUUGGUGGGCAAUAAAAUUGAUUUGGAGCAUAUGCAAACGGUAAAACCUGAAAAACACUUAAGGUUUUGCCAGGAAAAUGGUUUUAGUAGCCACUUUGUCUCAGCAAAGACAAGAGACUCUGUCUUCCUGUGUUUUCAGCAAGUUGCUGCUGAAAUCCUUGGAAUCAAGUUAAACAAAGCAGAAAAAGAACAGUCACAGAGGGUGGUGAAGGAAGAUAUUGUAAACUACAACCAGGAACCUAUGUCAAGAACUGUGAACCCUCCUAGAAGCUCCAUGUAUGCAGUUCAGUGA
Kogia breviceps (pygmy sperm whale) is the source of this 810-nucleotide messenger RNA. The record is from RefSeq and is a predicted model, not a curated record. Lineage: Eukaryota; Metazoa; Chordata; Mammalia; Artiodactyla; Physeteridae.